This is a messenger RNA of Mollisia scopiformis, 1196 nucleotides long. RefSeq lists its product as uncharacterized. NCBI's taxonomy places the organism in Eukaryota, Fungi, Ascomycota, Leotiomycetes, Helotiales, Mollisiaceae. The record is from RefSeq and is a predicted model, not a curated record. The transcript is spliced from 2 exons. Bases 281 to 898 code for a protein of 205 amino acids.
CAAUAUUAUUCUCGGGGUGGCUGGUUCUCCUAGUCGUGUGCUGGCCAAUAUCAGGACGGGCGGAGUCCAAUCUGCACUGCGAUGCGAUGCCAUACCAUACCAUGCCAGGCCCUGCGGAGAUACGACGUGACGGCAUGAACUGGCGACGCGGGCAAGAGAAACGACGAUGUAAAAUGUUGGUUUCUGAGGUGAUGUUGGAACUAGCAUUCGGGGAUUCUGGCCGUCGUACGUACGUGACGUCGAAUCAAGCCACCAAGCCACUGUGCCCCCCGGCGCUUAAAUGUCUCUCGAUGCUCGAUGCUCGAUGCUCGACACUUGCACGCCCACGCUUGGCAACGCCCUGCAGCCUUCAACUCCAACUCGCGCCGUCCCGAUGGCACAGCAGCAGUUGUCACGAUUCGGUGUGCAACACAGGCCCGAAGCUGGCGCCUGCACUUUCAUUAUCAGUGGCCAGCGCCCUCUCGUCUUACGCCGACCAGCUAAGCAUUGCCUCGAUCUGGUGCGAUUAGUCGCGUCUCUCGCGUCGUGUGGCUAUCGCAGAGCGCUUAUACUCGCGUUCGUAUAUGUUCACCAUCUGUAUGCUGUUCCGAGCGAUCGUCGAGUCGAGAGGCACAGUUGGAACUGUAGAUCCAAGUCUGGAUCUCGGCCGAGAUGCCUUUCUUCACCAUGCGCAGCGGCACAAGACUUUUUCUCCGCCGGGUCGUUUACCACACUUGGUAACACGAGUCGACGAACUACUCAAGACCUACCUAGUAGCAUGAAGAAGUCUUUUUCCCUUCGAGAAGCUCUCAAGGGUACCCAAGAACAAUCUAGACAAGGCGUCCAGAAUGGAAAAGUCUCUUGGAACAUGAGCCGCGGCACUGCAGCAAAGCAAAGCCCUUGUACCCGGAAGGCUUAACAUUCCCGUUAAAGGAGUCAAUUCUUAUUCCCUGCGCAAAGAGAGACAUUUAGGGGUAUACGCAACGAAUCUACGUGAUAGCAUCUUUCCUCUUGCGGUCAUGAUCACUCGAUGAGUGUCUCCCUUAGCGAUUGUAUGAUGGACUCCUCGCAACCCAGUCAUACCUUUCCCUUUGCCAUUCAACGGGAGCCAAUGCCAGGCAACCAACAAUCUCGGUCCGGCAUUCCCUGGAAUCCCUCGAGUGAGGACUCCCCACCGUUGCCACCAUAUGCAGACGAGCACUCGAAUGGAUCUCUCU